This is a messenger RNA of Exophiala bonariae, 945 nucleotides long. RefSeq lists its product as uncharacterized. NCBI's taxonomy places the organism in Eukaryota, Fungi, Ascomycota, Eurotiomycetes, Chaetothyriales, Herpotrichiellaceae. The transcript has 2 exons. Gene Ontology annotation, biological process: secondary metabolite biosynthetic process. The coding region runs from base 1 to 945 and encodes 314 amino acids. The record is from RefSeq and is a predicted model, not a curated record.
AUGACUUCGACGGUGACAAAAGUGGAAGCCAAGUUUGCUGCUCUUGUUUUCAAUGACUAUCUUGUUGCUCAGAUAGGCAAAGUUCCUGAUCUCCCUCAAGUUGGCAAUGUCACAGAUCGCGUUGUUAGAAUACUGGGAGGCAACCCUGGUAAGAUGCAACUGCAAGGCACGAACACAUAUCUCAUUGGAACGGGAAAAUCCAGGAUAUUAAUCGACACAGGUCAGGGUUGCCACCUUUGGGUCGAGAGCUUAGUCCGACAUUUGGAAGAGCACAGUCUGGAAAUCGCUCAUGUCCUCCUUACACAUUGGCACAAAGAUCACACUGGCGGGCUUCCGGAUUUGGUUGCUCAGUAUCCCAUGCUGGCUUCACAGACCUACAAGAAUUGUCCUGAUCUGGGUCAAUUGCCCAUCAAAGAUGGGCAGACUUUUAGCGUGGAAGGUGCGACUAUCGAGGCAGUAUUCACACCCGGACAUGCCGUCGAUCAUAUGUGCUUUAUUCUGCGGGAGGAACAGGCAAUGUUCACAGGCGACAACGUGCUCGGACAUGGCUACACCGUCAUUGAAGAUCUUGGUGCAUAUCUGACCUCUCUGCGAUACAUGGAGGAUCAACAAUGUCGAGCAGGUUAUCCAGGACAUGGUGCCAAACUCGACAAUCUUCCAUCCAAGAUCAAAAGUUGCAUUAACCGUGAGGAGCUUCGGCUAAAUCAAGUUUAUGCCAUCCUGGCGGAGAAAACUCUUUCCAGGACAGUCUAUCAACGAAAUCGGCCAAGCUUCACCAACAGAGAGCUGGUAACCUUUCUCUACGGAGAAGUUUCCGACGCGCUGUUUGAUAUGGCACUGGAGCCUUGCAUGAACCGAUGUUUAUGGAAGCUUGCCGAAGAUGGCAAGGCGGCAUUCAAGCUAAUCAGGGCAGGGAGGAGCUGGUAUGCCCGUGUUAUGAUGUGA